CUUAGUACUAGACACAAAGCAAAGCAAAGCAAAGCGGUCGCCAUGGCCGCGUCGCGCUACGAUGUGGAGGUCACGGUCGCCUCGGCGCGCGACCUCAAGAACGUCAACUGGCGCCACGGCGACCUCAAGCCCUACGCCGUCCUCUGGAUCGACUCCGGCGCCAAGUGCUCCACCCGCGUUGACCUCGACAACGGCGAGAGCCCCACAUGGGACGACAAGGUCACCGUCCCGCUCCCUCCCUCCAGCCGCCUCGACGACGCCGUUCUCUACGUCGACGUCGUCCACGCCAACGCCGCCGAGGGCGUCAAGCCGCUCGUCGGCUCCGCGCGCCUCCCGCUCCGCGACGUCCUGGCCGACACCGGCGUAGGCGGCCGCGCCUCCCGCUCGCUCCGCCUCAAGCGCCCCUCCGGCCGUCCCCAGGGACGCCUCGACGUCCGCGUCGCUGUGCGCGAGCCGGCACGCUACUACGACCCCUCGCCUUACCCUGCUCCCUACCAGCAGCAGUCUUCCCGUGACCCCUACACUGCCACCGCCUAUGGGCAGCCGUACGCGGCGGCCCCUCCGGCAGGGUACCCGUCGGCCUACGGCUCAGCGCCGCCUGCUGUUCCGGCCUAUGGUGCGUAUGGGUCGGCGGCGGCGGCUCCUGUGGCAGUGGCAGCGGAUGCGAAGAAGAAGAACAAGAUGGGGGCGGGGACGGGGCUAGCGGUUGGCGCGGCGGCCGGAGUGCUGGGCGGCCUGGCGCUGGCGGGCGGGGCCAGCUACCUGGAGAACAAGUUCGAGGAGCGCGUGGCGGAGCGGGUGGAGGAGCACAGCUACGACUACUACGGCGAUGACGACUACUGAUCGAUUACACUCCUUUGCAGUUGAAGGAGAGAUCAGAAAUUAAUAUUUACUGUCUGUCCUGUGUUAUCCUCCUAGUAGUAUAUUUUGUCUUUCAAAACAAAUCGAUUAUCGUGUUAUCCUAUACUUUGUCUCAAACAUCAAAAUCAAAAUAAGGAGGAGCCAGCCGAUAGGCAAAUGCAUUAAGGUGAGGCCGUUGAUCCAUGUGUGAUCCUAUUAUAUUAUAUAAGUAAGACUGGAGGCGU
Molecule: messenger RNA, 1085 nt
Organism: Oryza brachyantha (malo sina)
Lineage: Eukaryota; Viridiplantae; Streptophyta; Magnoliopsida; Poales; Poaceae
Product: protein SRC2 homolog
Exons: 1
Coding region: 43-843 (266 amino acids)
Biological process (GO): defense response
Source: RefSeq, a predicted model, not a curated record